AUGAUCGCUGCCCGCCCCCGAUUGGGUUUGUUUUCAGCGCUGCGUGCCUCUCCCUACACGCGCCGCUUUGCGACUGAUUCGCGGUUAACCUCGGACCAUGUCCGCAUCGUGGAGGUCGGUCCUCGAGAUGGACUGCAGAACGAGAAGAAGUCCAUCUCGAUGGAUACAAAGCUGGAGCUAAUUCGCCGACUGGCCACGACCGGCGUCACUACUAUCGAGGCCGGUUCAUUUGUCCCCGCCAAAUGGGUACCACAGAUGGCAAGCACAUCGGAAAUUUGUGAGCAUUUGCUCACUACACCGCCGAAAUCGCAAGAUACGAUCGCAUACAACUAUCUUGUUCCUAACAUCAGAGGAUUGGAGAGCCUAGUGAAGAUCAUGGAUACCACAGGCGUUCCCGCCGAUGCGACUGGGUCAACAUCGAAGGCUGCUACAACAACCGAGGUCUCUCUUUUUGCAGCAGCCACUGAAGCAUUCUCGCAAGCCAAUACCAACUGCUCAAUUGCCGAGUCACUUGAGCGAAUUAAGCCCAUUGUCUCACUAGCAAAGACGAAGGAUAUCCGAGUCCGCGGUUAUGUCUCGGUCGCCCUCGGGUGCCCCUAUGAGGGCCCGGGCGUGGAUCCUGUCAAGGUCGCCGAGAUCACUGCCACUCUGCUUGAAAUGGGAGCGGAUGAGGUUUCGGUUGCGGAUACCACUGGUAUGGGCACUGCGCCGCGCACCAUGGAGCUUCUCCUCGCACUCAAGGCAGCUGGUAUUGCAAACACAGAUUUGGCUCUGCAUUUCCAUGAUACCUAUGGGCAAGCCUUGGUGAACACAAUCGUUGGCCUGGAGCAUGGUGUUCGCAUCUUUGAUAGCAGCGUCGGCGGUCUUGGUGGCUGUCCGUAUUCCAAGGGCGCAACAGGAAAUGUGUCGACAGAGGAUCUUGUCCACACAGUUCAUAGCCUGGGAAUGCACACGGGGAUCAGCCUGGAGGAGAUGUCAAAGAUUGGAUCUUGGAUCAGCGAAGAGUUGGGCCGGGCUAAUGGGAGCCGCGCUGGAAAAGCGACUGUCUCUCGUCUCUCGACGGAAAAGGCAUCCCUUUAG
Messenger RNA from Penicillium nucicola, 1080 nucleotides. RefSeq names its product hydroxymethylglutaryl-CoA lyase. Bases 1 to 1080 code for a protein of 359 amino acids. The record is from RefSeq and is a predicted model, not a curated record. The transcript is spliced from 2 exons. Gene Ontology annotation, biological process: ketone body biosynthetic process; L-leucine catabolic process. Gene Ontology annotation, molecular function: hydroxymethylglutaryl-CoA lyase activity. Lineage: Eukaryota; Fungi; Ascomycota; Eurotiomycetes; Eurotiales; Aspergillaceae.